AUAAUGGCUCUGAGAUCUAAGAUUAUAAUUCUUCUAUUAUUUUAAUCAAUCUUCUUGGGAUACUUGUGAUUGAGAGAAGGAAAAAGAUUCUCUCUUUCGAUGGAUUACGAACGAAUCGGAAAGACCCAGGUUACUAGCGGCGGCGGCGGCGGCUUGUCUCCGAGGAAGUUAAGGAGUAUGCUUCUUCUCGGUGCUGAUAGAAAGAAGAAAGAAGAUAUGAUUGAACCAACUCCAAUAGUGAGAUCUGGGUCAAAUCAAAGUGAUGACCUUGUUGCUAGUGGAUCAGAUGAUUGCAAAGACGUUGAUGUUGUGUGUGAGAUCACCACUGAUUAUGACAAUGUGAGUGAAGAAGUCAAGAGUGUUUCUGCAUCCCUCUUUGAGUUUCAAAAGACAGAAAAGGACAAGGCUGCUCAAAGACUUCCCACUAGAUCCUUCUCCAAACCUGCUCCAUCCAAAUGGGACGAUGCGCAGAAAUGGAUCGCUAGUCCAACAUCUAACCGACCAAAGACAGCAGCAGGACAGGUUCAUGUCUCAAAGAAAGGGCCUAGCUUUGGUCGGCAGUCUUCUAUGAAGAUUCUUGAAGUUGCUGCUGCUGAAGAGCCUGAUACAAAGCGAAUAGAUGUAAGCCAAGUGAGAAAGGAGACAGGAGAGAAGUUUGUCAGCUGGGAAGUUGAUUCGUAUGUCAAACCUGUUCUCACGGUUGACAACUCCAUUGCAACUGAAGUUAAUCUCAGCCGUCAUGACUCAUCCAUUGCAACUGCGUUUGCACAGCCACCUUCAACAGCGAGAUCUGUAUCAAUGAGAGACAUGGGAACCGAGAUGACUCCAAUAGCGAGCCAAGAACCUUCUAGAAACGGGACGCCGAUCAGGGCAACAACGCCAAUCAGAAGUCCUAUAACUUCUGAACCUUCGAGUCCUGGGAGAAGACAAGCAUCAUCAGCUUCUCAGAUGAGUAACAAGGAGCUCUCAGAGAAAGAGCUUCAAAUGAAGACUAGGAGAGAGAUAAUGGAGUUGGGAACACAGCUUGGGAAGUUGAACAUUGCUGCUUGGGCUAGCAAAGAGGAUGAAGACAAAGAUGCUUCCACAUCACUGAAGAACAAAGCUGCUUAUCUGCAGACUUCUAAGAGUGUUUCCGAAGCUCGUGCUUCUGCGUGGGAGGAAGCGGAAAAGGCUAAGCACAUGGCUAGGUUUAGACGCGAAGAGAUGAAGAUACAAGCGUGGGAGAAUCAUCAGAAGGCGAAAUCCGAAGCUGAGAUGAGGAAAACAGAGGUGGAAGUUGAGAGGAUAAAGGGACGAGCGCAAGACAGGUUGAUGAACAAACUAGCUGAGAUAGAGAGGAAAGCAGAGGGGAAACGAGCAGCGGCUGAAGCGAAGAAGAUUCGUCAAGCAGCUAAAACAGAGAAACAAGCUGAACAAAUCAGAAGAACAGGCAAAGUCCCUUCAUUGAUGUUUUCUUGCUUUAGCUUUUGUUCUUAGUAACAAACAUGAAGAGUCCAAUCUUUGUAUUAUUUUGUACAAUACAAGUGUUUGUCAAAGUACCUUUUUAUUCA
Brassica oleracea var. oleracea is the source of this 1550-nucleotide messenger RNA. Its product is annotated as chromatin assembly factor 1 subunit A-like. The record is from RefSeq and is a predicted model, not a curated record. NCBI's taxonomy places the organism in Eukaryota, Viridiplantae, Streptophyta, Magnoliopsida, Brassicales, Brassicaceae. The transcript has 5 exons. The coding region runs from base 100 to 1476 and encodes 458 amino acids.